AUGAUCGCUGGUGAAACAGCAGUGGCCUACGAUGAGUGUUUCACGCUCAGCAUUGUAACGGGCCAAACCAUCGGCAUUGGUGCCUUCCUGGUCGGUUUAGGAAGACGAAUCAUUCAGAUUGCGAAAUCGCAUAUCAUUCUGACGGACAUUACGGUGCUCAACAAGCUGCACGGAAGUCAAGUGUACACUAGUAAUGACCAACUUGGUGGUAUUAAGGUAGACGUACUUUACCAACAUGUUCAUCGUCUUUUCAUCAAGGUGAUGGCAAAAAGCGGUAUGUGUCACCUUGUCGUUCCAGAUGAGUUUACGGCGAUCCAGCAGAUGGUUAACUGGCUGUCAUUUGUUCCGCUUAAGCGGGGUGCCCGUCUCCCACUCCUGCGCCAACCAGUUCCUACAUCCAUUUGCGCAGGCGGUGUUGAUCCAAUCGAUCGACCGGUGGAGUAUAUUCCCUCUCGUGAGAGAACCAAUGAUGAUCCUCGAUGGAUGUUCACAGGAGUACUAAGUGGCCAGUUUGAAUCGACGCUCGACGAUGACGAUAUACUCGAGGCGUCAACUGAAAAGGACCAACAGUGGUUGUCUGGGUUCUUUGAUUGGGGUUCCUGGCAGGAGCUGCAUGGAUCGUGGGCAACGGGUGUAAUUGUGGGUCGAGCACGUCUCGGCGGCAUUCCCUGUGGUGUGAUCACUCCUGAGACCCGCGUUUCUGUCAAUCAAGUGCCAGCAGAUCCCUCCGAUCCGGUCUCUAAAGAACAGUCAAUUAAACGGUAUGGACGAGUUUGGUAUGCGGACACCUCGUACAAGACGGCUCAGACCAUCGCGGACUUUGCUCGAGAGGAACUGCCUCUUUUUGUGUUUGCCAAUUGGCGUGGCAUCUCUGAAGUUGGUGAUUUUGCCUUUCAGAUUCUCAAGUUCAGUACGAUGAUUGUGGAGGAGCUGAUAACCUACCCAUGUCCAGUUUUCGUUUACCUACCUCCACACGCAGAACUAAGAGGUGGUGCUUGGGUCAUUUUUGAUCCGGCAAUCAACCCAGACCACGUGGAGUUAUUCUGUGCUCCUGACACUUGCCGUGGUGGUGUCAUGGCACCUGAAGGGACGGUGGAGAUGAAAUUUGGCGCUGCUGAUCUUGUAACUACCAUGCAUCGACUGGAUGACGUUUGCAAAUCUCACCUAUUAGACCUCCAUAUUUCAAAGGCGGGACCGUUUUACCUUAGUGCGUUCGCGCAGUUGGUAAAUGACCGGCUCGAGGAGCGACAUGAGAAAUUGUUGCCGAUUUAUCAGAAGGUUGCUCUUCAAUUCGCUGAUCUGCACGACACACCAGGUCGCUUGAUGGCUCGUGGACUGGUGAGCGCUUGUGUGGAGUGGCGAUCUAGUCGUGCAUUCUUCUUCGCUCUUCUGGCCCGACGUCUCCUGGAGCAGGAGGCUGUGAAGUGUUUGCAGCAAGCCAAGAUCCCCACUGUCAUGGCGACCAAGCAAGCCGACUGUGAAUCCUGUCCACUUUCACAGGCAAUCGACGACGUCCCAGCAGCGAAACUACUUGAAGGUAUUGUUCCAACACUGAGCGCGAAGGCGAGCGUCGAUGUGCCAACCGAGAGCAGUGAGGAAAUCCAACUUCUGAAUUCUGCGGAAGCCGCCUGUCAAAUCAUCGCGGAAACGGAGGCCCAGCGGAGUGCUUCCAUCCGCCGUGAUUUGUCGCACCUGCGUCAGUGGUUCAUCGAGGACUCACGACACCUGUCUGCGGAGGCCGCGGCGCAAGCUUGGGAGCAGCGCCACGUGACCGUCGCUCACUGGCUGGCUACUCAGCUGAAGCACGAACAGCUGCGUGAAGCGCUCUCGGGACUGCGUGACCUUCAGCUGGACUCGGAGUCGUCGGUGUGGAAACUGGCAGAGACUACGGCAGCUCAUGGCGAUUCCACCGAAGAACAGCCGACCACAUCCGGAUCGUUGCCGUUUAUUCUGCCGCGACUAGAUGAUAUGAAGAAGGACCAGAUUGUGAAUCACAUCUCACAGUUUCUGGAACAGCACCCGGAUUGCGUCGACAGACUUUUGAAUUCCUUCCGGGGCCUCCAGGUGGCGCGCUCGGAUCCAGUAACUGCCACAGACCCUCAAGGUUCGACGUCAUCGUCCGAGGCCGCUGCGGACACAGAAACUACCCACAGGGACUGCUGA
Molecule: messenger RNA, 2163 nt
Organism: Mesocestoides corti
Lineage: Eukaryota; Metazoa; Platyhelminthes; Cestoda; Cyclophyllidea; Mesocestoididae
Source: the annotation of a GenBank genome assembly